Messenger RNA from Daphnia pulex (common water flea), 3596 nucleotides. RefSeq names its product rhodopsin-like. Gene Ontology annotation, biological process: G protein-coupled receptor signaling pathway. Gene Ontology annotation, cellular component: photoreceptor outer segment; membrane. Bases 1502 to 3094 code for a protein of 530 amino acids. Lineage: Eukaryota; Metazoa; Arthropoda; Branchiopoda; Diplostraca; Daphniidae. Gene Ontology annotation, molecular function: G protein-coupled receptor activity. The record is from RefSeq and is a predicted model, not a curated record. The transcript is spliced from 8 exons.
UCAAUCAUUUUGGCCAUGCUGCGAUGGAAACUCGUCGACCAGAAAUACACCCACCCACCGCAUCGCAUCAGUUUGCCCUUACCGAACCCCGGCAUCCGGAUGGAUCGUCGUCGAGCCGCGCUCCUUUUGAUUCUCAUUUGGAGUUAUUCCCUGGCGGUUACUUGUCCACCCCUGUUCGGAUGGGGUCAUUACGAUCUUGUAGCCGCCCACAUAAGUUGUUCCGUGAAAUGGGAGUCGAAGAAGAAGAGCAACCAGUUGUAUAUCAUGUACAUUUUCAUAACGGGGCUCUUGAUCCCAAUGCGGCAGCAAUCGUCGCCUCCUACGGCAACAUUCUGCGCUCCGUUCGAAAUUGGAAGGCAGAAAUGAUGAGCUGCAAGACGGAAACGAAUCCGCAGCCAAUGGCUCAGCUGUUGCACAGCCCAGCACAAAAGAAGGCGAGCCGGCAGAGCGAAGCGGCCGAGAAACGGUCGACAGUGAUGGUGGCCGUCAUGAUCGCUGCCUUUCUGAUCGCCUGGACUCCAUUCUGGCGCUUAUCGAGACGUUCACUGGCGGAAACGACGGAAACUCAUCCGUUUCACCCGUUUUGGCCACUGUACCCAGUCUCUUGGCCAAGACGUCGGCUGUUUUCAAUCCCAUCAUUUAUGGGUUUUUUUAAUACUCAGUUUAAAUUGACUUGGGAUAAAUUCUCACUACGGUUCCUCCAUCGAUCCAGUCGCCCAUCAGCCUCAGCCAAUGAACAUUCCCAGCCGGUCCAAUUUCUCGACUCUUCUGGCUAUUAUUCAACAAGGAAUUUGACUCGAAAUGUUACAAUCCCACCAUCCAAAGAACAUCAGAAACAUCAUCGACUUUUGUGUCGAGCAAGUACAUCAAGAAAGUGAAAUAAUUUAGUCGCAUCAUGUCGUCGCUUUAAUGCAUUCAAAAAGUCGACUCGUUCAGAAUUCACAACUUUAGAGCAAGAAUAUCACCUUUUUCUCUAAUUCCCCACCAGAUUUGUAAUUCAAACUCAUUCAAAGUAACGAGUUCUCCAUCCUCUCAACUUUGAAGUUUGAACCACUGUUAAAAAAUCAGUUGAAAAGUUUUGAGCCGAGUCUCACCGAAAAGUUAAUAAUGACGUACAACAUUUCUAAGCGAGACUUAAUAAUUAAUACAGAAAGAUGUUCUUACUAAAAAAAUUGCGGGACCGGAUUUUUUUACGUGCACCAAGAAGACGAUCGAUCGUUGCGCAACGUAAAAAAAAGGGACUCGCCUGUGAACCUCGCUCACUGUCAUCCCACACUGUAUACGGACUUUACAGCUGUUGCGUAGGAUGCCGUCGCCGUCGCCGUCGCCGCCGUCGCGCUCUCUAUAAAAGAAGAUCAAUUCUUCUAGCCAAGGCUGACUUUUAGUCUGAGUGCCACGGCACACGCAGUCUCCCACUUGUGUUGGUUCUAGUCCUUGAAGAUUCCAGCCUUUCUGCUCUAGCGAACAUUUAUUAUCCGUUUUUCUAUUACGUCGAAGUGAAAUGUCGACCGUCGUGUUCGAGACGAGCGACGCUAAAGUUCUUUGGGUCGUUCUGGCGACACUUCUAUCGUGUGCUAGUGCUUCAAGUUGGGAUGGAAGGAAUGUAGUAGUCUUUGAUGACUACGUUCCACACCAGCAAUACCUGAUGGUCAGUGCCAAUCAAAAUGUUUCGGAAUAUUCGGUGGACGACCCCGGCGGUCAUCAUCACCUGUUGAUGCCAAUUUGGGCUUAUCAGAUGGCCGCCAGUUACCUGUUCUUCAUUUGCGUGAUUGGAUUGAUUCUCAAUACCAUCGUCGUCAUCGUCCUUAUCAACGAUCCAAAGAAAAUGACACCUUUAAAUUGGAUGCUGUUGAACCUGGCCUGUUCCGACGGCAUCAUCGCUGGAUUCGGAGCACCAAUAUCAGCAGCUGCCGCUUUCCAUUGCGGAUGGCCUUUCAGCCAUGAAUUGUGCGUCGUUUACGCCAUGAUAGUAUCGACGACAGGAAUAGCAUCGAUUACCACUUUAUCAGCUCUGGCCAUGUUGCGAUGCAAACUCGUCGUCCAGAAGCACGUCCAUCCGCCAAAUCGAAUCAGCGCCUUUACAAACCACAGCGUCCGGCUGAAACGUCACCAGGCCGCGCUCCUUUUGACGCUCAUUUGGAGUUACUCCCUGGCCGUCACCUGUCCACCCUUGUUCGGAUGGGGCCACUAUGACCGUGAAGCUGGUCACAUCAGCUGUUCGGUGAAUUGGGAAUUGAAGGUGGUUAAUAACCGAUCCUACAUCUUCUACGUGUUCGCCAUGGGCCAGUUAGUCCCAUCGGUGAUCAUCGUGGCCUCCUAUUUCAGCAUUUUACGCGUCGUCCGAAAAGUCAAGAGGGAAAUUGAACAGAGGAGUCUACUAGUGAAGCUGCAAACUAGCAUGCAGAAAAAUCGACGGCGUGACGCGGCCGAGAAACGAUCGACGGUGAUGGUGGCCGUCAUGAUCGGGGCUUUCAUCAUCACCUGGACCCCGUAUUCGAUUUUGGCGCUCAUCGAAUUUUUCAGCGACGAGCAUACCGUUUCGCCGGUUUGGGCCACUGUGCCUUGUAUUUUCGCCAAGACGGCGGUCGUUCUCAAUCCCAUUAUUUACGGCUUUUUAAACACUCAGUUUCGAUUGACUUGGGAGAAAUUCUCAAUCAGAUUUCUCGGCCGGCCCGGACGCCCUUACAGUGGCCAGUUGGCAGGCACGUCGAGCAACGAGCAUCCGCAAACGAGACAGCUUGCCGACUUUUCCCCUGCUGGCCGGCUGACAAAAAUCUUGGCGCAGAGCAUCAAUUCAUCGUCGAAAACCCGACAGAAUCUCAGCAGUCCUCCUUGUCUAGUUGAACGGCAACAACAACAAGAAGAAGGAGAGGAGAAACAAGAAAGUGUUUUGAUUGACGACCCAAACCAACUGCCAUCUCCGUCUUUGAUAAGCCCAGCAUCAGAAGCGACUGCGACCAGAUCGAGUAAUCCUUGUGUCAGAAUGGAAGGAGACCAACAAAAGGAGCAGCCCGUUUCGCUGGAGAUCGUUCGGUACCUCCCCAACGCCGACCUUCACCAAAUUCGGAUGCUGCAUCCGCUGGGAAUGCAUUAACGAAUCAGUAGACAAUAGAUUUCUCUUUCAAUCCCAAAUAACUGUUAUUUUGCGGAGCCCAUCAAGCUCUAUUGGAAGGGGGGACGAACGUAUUACAUUUGAUUUUUGGAUAGUUUGUUCUUCGACGGGGUGCAACGCUUCCGGACUUGGUAUAUUUUGGGCGAUCCGGUUGGAAAUCAUUCCGCUACAAGAUUGAACUAUAUUGUAUUUUGCGGUGUGCUUUUGGCGACCCGAAUUCUUUCGAUAUUUGAUUGAAAAUGUGAACUUGUACAUCUAAUUAGACCGUUUUGUAUUGUUUCUCGGUAAAAUGUUAUUGACAAAUCUCGGCAAUUCGCUUAGCAACGUUUCCUCAUCCGUAAAACAUCAAGGACGGGAAAUCGAUUUUGAUGUACAGACUCAUAAAAUGUAGUCCAUGCGCAAACAUUGUAUUUCCAAAGUGGCAGUAUAAAAAAACAAAAAAACAAUUCGAUUCUAAAUACAUUUCACGAGAAAUUACAGUCGA